Funneliformis geosporum is the source of this 1623-nucleotide messenger RNA. The record is from the annotation of a GenBank genome assembly. Lineage: Eukaryota; Fungi; Glomeromycota; Glomeromycetes; Glomerales; Glomeraceae.
AUGAUAUCUGGUACAGUGACACCAUACACAGAUGCCUGGCAAUGGUCAUUUCACCGCUUCUACACUUCUAUCCUUUACUCUGGAGAUUCGCCGAAAGUAUUCAAUGAAAUUUUUGACAAGUGGAAUAUCAGUCUGAACUUCAUACGAAAGCACGACUCUACCCCGGAAUCAAUAGUAAAUUUCGUGAAAGAGCUAAUUGAAUAUAAUGAUUCCAAGGAAUUUAGAGAAUUGCGGGAGGCUUGCGAGCAGAAUUUCCACACUCACGUUCUCUCAUACAUAUCAACUUCCGAUUUAUCUGAAGAUGAUGAUGACCAUGAGAAUAUCGGAAAAACGAGACAAAGGAGCUAUUUAUCGGAUGAUGAUUAUGAGCUUUCAUCUUUCGAUUCUGAAAUAGUACCUGUUUCGCUCACAAAUGUUUUUCGCGAAAUUUCCGAUGAGUGUUCAUAUUCUGACUCUGAUGAAUUGAAGGACAAUACGAUCGAAUCAGGCACAUCUACAAAGGAAGUUGAAAAUAAAAGGCCAACGACCAAAAAACGACAAUACAUCACUCAAGAUAUUGCAAGUGAUGCUCUAAAAGCAUAUCAAAUGCGUGUUUUACCAGGUGACAAGCUUAUUUAUGAUUAUAUGGACGUGCUAGACUACAAACUAGAUGAGGCAGGGAAUAGCCCCAUAUCAAUUGGGGUGAUAAAUUUUUAUAAUACAGAUUGUACAAAAUAUUUGCCCCUUGAUUAUAAAAUGUUUAUCGCAAAUCAACUUCAAGACAAGGAGAUAAAAGCAGUAAAUUUUACCAAUGGAAGAGCAAUUGAUAAGUUUCUAGUCAAUUGUGAGGAAGGUGUCAUGCAGUUUUUGGAUAAGUUUAAACAUAUAAAAGACUUGGAAUCUUUAGGCAGAUGCCUGGGCGAAAAUUUAAUCAAUUAUUCUACUGCAUCAAAUGACUUAAUUUAUGUUCAGCACCUUCUCCAGCACUUCUACUUCUUAUAUAAAAAUGAUACUUUGCUCCAAGCUAUGUCUGAACGUGAAUAUAAUUCACACAUAUGGACACCUUUACUGAGGAAUGCCUUUCUCGGAAAAACAGAUAUUAAGUUUAAUUACGGAGAAUUAGCAUCAAUAUCCUAUAACAAACUCAAAGAAAUUCUAAACAUUGCUGGAAAGAGUGGACCAAAGCUUGAUGGAAAAGCUUUCCUUGGAUCAUUAGGCACGGAAGUCUUAGCACAAGAAGACGGGAUUCUAAAUACACGUGGAAAGAGGAAAGGCGAUCUGAGAAAAUUAGAAUAUUGUACAAAAGUUAUUCUAACAGCUUUGUAUAUUUCGCUUCCUACUACUGCAAAGGCUAGAAUUAUAGAUAUCGAAACAUAUCGUUUACAAUCUAACGGAUUUCAACUUACUAUAUCAGCAUCAAAAUAUCUUUUCGAAGACACAAUUAUAACAAUGAACUUACAGGAUAUCGAGGUACCAAGGACUGUGGAAGCUUUCUCGAAACUUAUAACAGCUAUAAAAGUAAUUUUAUCCUGGAAAGCAAGGACAAGGAAGAAUACAGAUGUUUUUUAUGAGGUAUUAGAAGAGGGUCACGGACGCCUAAAAAAUGAGGAGCAAUUCACGCCAAAAAAAUUUUCUAUAAAUUAA